AUGACUGCUGAACUGAAAGCCCUUCGUGAUAUAAUUUCCGCGUCCAUCGAUAGAAUUGACCAGGUCUGCGCUGCGGCCGGCAAGGAUUUCCCUUCCCUUGACCAGCCUGUCCAGUUUUCGGAGUUCACCCCUGACGGGAUCCGCAACCACCCCCAGGUUGCAGAAGCGAUCGGCCCAGCAGUAGCUGCUGCAUUCCAGCUCAUCCAGACACUCCAGCCUCCUCCUGUUACACUCACUACAUCUGCAUUCAGGCACACGCUGCCCCUCGCACUCGGCGUCGCGGAAAGGGCAAAUGUUGCCGAGAUUAUCAGAUCCGCAGGACCAAAGGGAUUGCAUGUCAACGAGAUUGCAUCCAAGAGCAACAUCGACCCCAAGAAGCUCGCACGCAUCCUCCGUUUCCUCGCUACGAACCAUUGGUUCAAGGAGGUUGCGCCAGAUGUUUUCGCAACUAACUUGUUGUCUUCGCUUCUUGACACUGGAAAGGAAGUGACCCCCGACUUCGCUGUGAACAAACACAAGGAAACACCUGGGCUUGCUGCAAUCGCAGGAUAUGGUGCCGACGAGCCUUUCAAAGCACUUGCGCAAUUCCAAGACGUCAUAUUUGACCCCAAGACAGCAUUCUCAGAGGAGGUCAAUGAGACAGGCCUCCAAAAGGCACUCGGCAUAGAACGAGACCAGUGGACAUAUUACGACUCUCCUGAGGGACGCUAUCGCGGAAGUCGCUUUGCCGCUGCGAUGUCGGCCAGUUCGAAGCUUCAUCCACCUCAGGCCGUUUUGACCGGCUUCAAUUGGGAAUCAGUUCCCAAGAACGGUCUAGUGAUUGAUGUCGGAGGCGGGGCCGGCCACGUCGGAUUGGAAAUUGCAAAGGCAUUCCCUGGACUGAAUGUUGCCAUCGAGGACCGCCCAGUGACCCUGGAAAGCGCGAAAAACUACUGGAAAGCGAAUCUACCGUCACACAUCGAGUCGGGCAAAGUCCACUUCGUCGGAUGCGAUUUCUUUGAGCCACAACCGGCGUUGCCCGCUACUCCUGAUGUUUUCUUGUUGCGUAUGAUUCUCCACGACUGGUCGGACAAAUACUGCAUCAAACUGCUUCGCAACCUCCGUAAUGCUGCCGGUCCAGACACGAAACUCGUUAUCAUUGACAGUAUCAUCAGCUAUGCGUGCGAAGCACCGCUGAAACCAGGUUCUGAGGCUGCACCGAGUCCACCGAAGCCGCUAUUACCAAACCUCGGCGGUGCAAACUUGCUUGCGUACGAGGUCGACAUUGUGGUCAUGUCUUGCCUCCACUCAGCGGAACGUACCGCCGAUGGUUUCCAGAGUGUUGUCGAAGCCAGUGGCUGGAAACUCGUUGAAAUUCGCAAGAAUCCUGCGAGUAAGAUAUGGUGGCCAUCCAUCAUUUGCGUGCCUGCAUAGACCUUUUCAUUUGAUUACUGCCGGUCGGGUAUACAUCGGACAUUGUGUCAGAUCAAUGACUACUGUGGUGAUUGUUCUGUGUUUGCUUGUAACAAAUGUAACUCCUGUAAAA
This is a messenger RNA of Fomitiporia mediterranea MF3/22, 1525 nucleotides long. Its product is annotated as S-adenosyl-L-methionine-dependent methyltransferase. NCBI's taxonomy places the organism in Eukaryota, Fungi, Basidiomycota, Agaricomycetes, Hymenochaetales, Hymenochaetaceae. The transcript is spliced from 10 exons. The coding region runs from base 1 to 1413 and encodes 470 amino acids. Gene Ontology annotation, molecular function: O-methyltransferase activity. The record is from RefSeq and is a predicted model, not a curated record.